Ictalurus furcatus (blue catfish) is the source of this 1799-nucleotide messenger RNA. RefSeq lists its product as uncharacterized. The record is from RefSeq and is a predicted model, not a curated record. NCBI's taxonomy places the organism in Eukaryota, Metazoa, Chordata, Actinopteri, Siluriformes, Ictaluridae. Bases 345 to 1760 code for a protein of 471 amino acids. The transcript has 8 exons.
GGUUGAACCACAGGCUGAACCACAGGCUGAACCUGAGGCUGAACCACAGGCUGAACCACAGGCUGAACCACAGGCUGAACCACAGGCUGAACCACAGGCUGAACCACAGGCAGAACCACAGGCUGAACCUGAGGCUGAACCUGAGGCUGAACCUGAGGCUGAACCUGAGGCUGAACCUGAGGCUGAACCACAGGCUGAACCACAGGCUUGCAAAGGUGAGACUAUUGGUAUGAUUUAGGCUGCUUCAGAAAUUGGGUUGUAGACCUUUGAUAAACCAAUGAACGAUUUGCACAGGUGUGACAGCAGUAGCAAAAGUGCUUGAAGGUUCUCCACCUCUGGUUGUAAUGGAUAAUGUAGAUCCUAUCUGCAUGAAACCAGAUUCACCCAUGAUCCAACAAACAGUCACCACUGAAACCACUACACUUGCUAGUUCAUUGGUGCUCUCGGAUGUCAUGGAGGAAUCUGAGAAAUCUAUGCUGCCAACCUUACUCAAAGAACCUGCACUGGAUUCCUCUGAAAUCACAGCGCAAUCGAAGCUGACACCAACAGGAAGCGGUUUGGGAUCACAGAUGUCUCUGCAGGCAACUCCAGCAGUGGCAGGGGAAUUGCAGACGUCUCUGGCAGGGCCUUCGCAAACUUUGGAGACAUUGCAUGAUUCAUCAGAAAGUAAAGAGGAUACACAGGAAUCUGCCAUGGUGAGUUCAGAAAUAAAAUUGAGACUGCAAGGCUCUGCAGAGGUCAAGGAGGACUCUCAGGAAGAGGUGUCUGUUCAAUCCAGCAGUGCCUCCAUUUCGUCUGAACAUGGCAUCAGACCACCAAGGAGAAGCAAAUUCCUGAAGCCUAAACCUAACCUGAAUCAGAAAUCAAGAGCCCCAGUUCUCCAAAACCAAAGACAAGACCUCGAAACAGCCAGUACUCUAAAACCCAAGAGCAGCAAGCCUACGGUCUCAACUGAGAAGCUACAUGAUAGUCCUGCUACAGACCAGCAUGGUGCAUUAGAAGACUUCAUUAAGGAGAACCUCACCAAAGAAGAGGAGACAUCUCGGUCAAAUGCAGUGAAUCAAAUGGAAUCUGAAUCAACAAAAGAUCUCGGUGAUCCAUCUACAGUACCAGUUCAGGAGAACAUCACUACAGUAACUCUGAGUGCAGUCAGUGCUGAUGAGCCUCAGGUGGCUUCAGAAUGUAGUAGCAGCAGAUGUGAUGUUGACAUGAUACCACCUUGUACUUCAUUCACUUCACCACAGCCUUCACAGACCGGAGAAGAUACAGGCGCAGGGCCGAUGAUCGUUCUUUCUGAGGAUGCCUGUGCCCCUGCAGAAAUUGUCCACUUACGCGAAGAUGGUCACAGUGAUGAAGAGCCCACCUUUAUCUUGACUUUCUAUGAGAUUCCCGUCACUCAGGCCUACCUUCCGUCAUCCAGUAACGACUCUGCGAUGAUCUCUGACCUUCCCACCGUUGAAACCCAGGUUUCUCUGGGGUUUUCAGACCAGGCACAUCCUUUACCAUCUACAUCAGAGUCGUCCAGCAUCACAGCAGUACCUCAAGACCCAGAGGACACUGAGCAGUGUGAGAGGGUUUCUCAUAUGGUGAUGGCUGAUGUCUUUGUUCCUGUCUCAGAGGAGAUGGGAGACGAUUCAAGCCAGGACAGUAUGAUGGCUGUAGAACUCAAGCUUCACAGCAAGGAAGCCUCAACAGUUAGUCUUCCAGAGAGACGAGAUACUCCUUAUGAAGAGCUAACACAGGUACUUUUUGUUUUCUGAUAAUAAGAUGAAACAUGAUGUUUGUUUUUGUCUCAUUUU